UGUCAAUAAAAUCAAAAACAAAAAGUUCACCAAAAGUGUAAAUUAUAAAUUGUAUUAAAAACUAUGCAUGUAACAGAAAUUAAAAUGAUUUAGAUGUAACAAAAUACCUACGCUUGAAGUAAACUUAUAAAAGAAAUUUCAAUCAUUACUUAGUAAUUCUGGGAUAAUACCAUGGAAUAUGCAAAUGGGAACCUGCGGACAAAAGAUGUGGUUUCUAAUCAAACACCACCGUCCCCACCAAAACAGAAUCUACAGGACAGCCACAUCUUGACUGUGCUAAUAUGUGCUAUCACUAUACCUCUAUCCAUGUCUUUAUGGAUCAUUAAUAUUUUUUAUGCAAAAUUUAUAAAUAGACACAGUUAUGAUGAACCAACAGUGAUAUCACCAGCGCGAUGGCUAGCUGCAUGUUUUGUACCCAUGAUGGUGGCAGUGUAUGGGUACAGAAGGAAGAGUGUGGUCCUGAGCGGGGCUGCAUUUGGAUUCAUUGUUGGUUUUGUUCUGACUUUGAGCAACUACUGCUUCAUGGUGGCUCUGCUCACUAUGUUCUUGUCUUCCUCUAAAGCCACAAAGUUCCGGUCACAUUUGAAGAGGAAAUUUGAAGAAGACUUUAAAGAAGGUGGCCAAAGGACCUGGAUCCAGGUGCUCUGCAAUGGCGGCAUGGCGACGCAGCUGGGACUGCUGUAUCUGCUGGAUGUUGGAGCUUCCGAGAGGCCCAUCGACUUUGUGAAGGACUAUAGAGCUUCCUGGCUCUCUAUUGGUGUACUUGGUGUAAUAGCAUGCUGCAACGGCGACACAUGGGCAUCAGAAUUGGGCUCAGUGCUCGGCAAGUCUGACCCUUACCUCGUCACAACCUUCAAACAAGUGCCCAAGGGUACCAAUGGAGGAGUAACAGUUGUUGGCACAAUCUGCAGUACUGUCGGGGGGUUGGUAGUGGGGUUGUCGCAGUACCUGGCACUAUUCUACUUCUCCGAGGCAGCCGCCUGGCAGUAUGCUCCUCCGCAAUGGCCACUGAUCGUUUUCGGAGCGCUAGCUGGAUUCCUAGGCAGCCUGAUUGACUCCAUUAUGGGGGCGACUUUACAGUUUUCAGGAUUAGACAAAGAUGGCAAGAUCGUGUCCCAUUCCAGUGUCACAGUAAAACACAUCAGUGGCACCAACAUCCUGGACAACCACAGCGUCAAUCUCAUCACCACAGUCAUUAUGGGCAUACUAAUGCCCACAAUUUGCAAAUCUUUCUGGCCGUUAUGAUCAUCGUAAUCACGAGAUUGUAUUGAUUUUUUUUUUACAAAUGAAAUACCUACUUCACCCUUCAAGGUAGCUACAAAAAAUGGUUGGAUGUGUCGGACAAUAUUUUUAGAUUUAUAGUUAUUUAUUUUUUAUAAUAUUUCGAAAUGCUACAUUAACAUUCCAACAAGAAUGAACUUAUUUGGAGUAGAUCGAGUAAAAACUCAAUCAGAAAUACUUUCAAAAUUGUACUUAAAUUAGCAGUACUUCUUAUUUACAUUAACAUAAUAUGUUAUUUAUUUAUUUAAUCUCAAUAAAACGCUUUAUUGUG
Plutella xylostella (diamondback moth) is the source of this 1552-nucleotide messenger RNA. RefSeq names its product transmembrane protein 19. The record is from RefSeq and is a predicted model, not a curated record. NCBI's taxonomy places the organism in Eukaryota, Metazoa, Arthropoda, Insecta, Lepidoptera, Plutellidae. Gene Ontology annotation, cellular component: membrane.